AUGUUCACCUCCACCUCCAUGCACCGCUGCUGCCUGCUCGCCCUAGGCGCCAUCCUCCUCUGCUUUCCGCCGGAAACGGCGCAAGCUGCGAUAAAACUUCCGUGGUCCGACGAGUACUGGGCGAACGAGCCCGUCAGUGAGGCGGCCAUCGUCGCCGCCAGGCGCGCGGAGGCGGGCGGCUACCCCUACGGCUGCGCGAGGCUAUGGCUCGACAUGGGCUGCCCUCCUGCCCCCGGCGAGGGGGUUAACGGCACCCUGGUCCACGGGAGGCGGUCCUACGAUCGGGAGCUGGAUCGCCUCGAGGAGGAGAGGCGGCACUGCACCAACGAUCGCCUUUUCGAUGAUUGGGAUCAUCCCGAUGGCCACUUCCGUCGCACCGUCCCGGUGACUAAUCUUGAUCCUCGCUGCUGUGCCUGUUGCUUUUCAUGUGCUCCCGGCUACUAGCUAGUGAGGCAGACCUUUUUUGUACUACAAGAGACAAAGAACGACUAGACAAUUGGUUUCGUUUCGUAGUAGCACUAGA
This is a messenger RNA of Hordeum vulgare subsp. vulgare (domesticated barley), 523 nucleotides long. RefSeq lists its product as uncharacterized. The transcript has a single exon. Bases 1 to 444 code for a protein of 147 amino acids. NCBI's taxonomy places the organism in Eukaryota, Viridiplantae, Streptophyta, Magnoliopsida, Poales, Poaceae. The record is from RefSeq and is a predicted model, not a curated record.